This is a messenger RNA of Raphanus sativus (radish), 1733 nucleotides long. RefSeq names its product NAC domain containing protein 50. Gene Ontology annotation, biological process: regulation of DNA-templated transcription. Lineage: Eukaryota; Viridiplantae; Streptophyta; Magnoliopsida; Brassicales; Brassicaceae. Gene Ontology annotation, molecular function: DNA binding. The transcript has 4 exons. The coding region runs from base 202 to 1485 and encodes 427 amino acids. The record is from RefSeq and is a predicted model, not a curated record.
AGAGAAAAAAAAUUAAAUUAAUUAGGGGAAAAAUGAAAAUGAAAAUCGGAAUCGCAAUCCGAAAUAGCCAACAAAUUUCUUGCAAUUGAAGGCAUCUCUUUGGUUUCUUCUCCAUCAGACACAAGAAAAAAGAAAAUCAAAAUCCCAUCGCCCAAACUUGUCUCUCUCGCUGCUCUUCACAAGAAACCCUAAGUAACAAGUAUGGGUCGUGAAUCUGUGGUUGCUGUUGUUUCUUCUACUCCGGCGACUGCGCCGAGUACUGUCGUGGCGGCGACGGCGCUUGCUCCUGGCUUCCGAUUUCACCCGACUGACGAGGAGCUCGUGAGCUAUUACUUGAAGAGAAAGGUUCUGGGGAAACCUGUGCGCUUCGAUGCGAUUGGAGAGGUUGAUAUCUACAAGCACGAGCCCUGGGACUUAGCAGUGUUUUCGAGGUUGAGGACAAGGGACCAGGAAUGGUACUUCUACAGCGCGUUAGACAAGAAGUACGGCAACGGCGCUAGGAUGAACCGAGCCACUAACAAAGGCUACUGGAAAGCCACCGGUAAAGACAGAGAGAUCCGCCGUGACGUUCAGAUCCUCGGUAUGAAAAAGACUCUCGUUUUCCACAGUGGGCGUGCCCCAGACGGGCUCAGGACCAAUUGGGUCAUGCACGAGUAUCGCCUCGUGGAUUAUGAAAUUGAAAGCAAUGGGAACCUCGUGCAAGAUGCAUAUGUGUUGUGUAGAAUCUUUCACAAGAAUAACAUUGGGCCUCCAAGUGGGAACCGAUACGCACCGUUCAUGGAAGAGGAGUGGGCUGAUGAUGGUGUAGCUCUGAUUCCAGGAGUAGACGUUAGGGUCAGGGCAGAGCCAAUACCAUUAGCUAAUGGAAACAGCCAGGAGAUGCAGUCAGCGAGCAAGGAGAUCAUUAACAUCAACGAGCCACCAAGAGAGACUACUACUACUCCAAUGGAUAUCGAAGUCAACCAUAAGGAUAACAACAAUAACCAUUGUGAUGAUGAAGAUGAGGAUGAGGAAGCACUCAAACGUGAGGAGGCAGAUGAAGAAGAUGAGCAUCCUCCUCCUCCUCCUCCUUCUCUAUGCAUUCUCAACAAAGAAGCUCCGUUGCCUCUCCUCCAAUACAAACGCAGACGCCAAAACGAAUCAACCAGGACCACCACACAGGACCACUCUUCGUCCACAAUAACAACCGUCGACAACACACCAACAACUGCCACCAACACAGCCAUCUCUGCGUUGCUCGAGUUCUCACUCAUGGGCCUCUCUGACAAGAAAGACAGCCAGCCGCAGCCUCUUACUCCACUUCCAUCUCCCGAAGAGAGGCUGAAUGAUCUCCAGAAGGAGAUUCACCAGAUGUCCGUUGAGAGAGAGACAUUCAAGCUUGAGAUGAUGAGUGCGGAGGCUAUGAUCAGUAUUCUCCAGUCCAGGAUCGAUGCCCUGCGUCAGGAGAACGAUGAGCUGAAGAAGAACAGCGCUAAUGGACACUAAAUGCUCUAAAACUCCAUCUCUCCAGGCUUCUUCUUCUUCUCUGCUUUAGUAGCUGUGAUCUCCCCUAAAGUACUUUGACCUAUAUCUAUUAGCUUCUUCAGACGGAUUGAGAACCGUGUAAAAUUAGGAUAAACCGGACCGGUUUGGGUGUUUUUUUCUGAUGGUUCUACAUCUUUUGAGAACAUUCUCAGGUUACUCCAUUGUGAUAUAUUAUCAUCUAAGUCUAUUCAGUUAAAAACUCUCUUUAA